Molecule: messenger RNA, 1744 nt
Organism: Anarrhichthys ocellatus (wolf-eel)
Lineage: Eukaryota; Metazoa; Chordata; Actinopteri; Perciformes; Anarhichadidae
Gene: dpm1
Product: dolichyl-phosphate mannosyltransferase subunit 1, catalytic
Exons: 8
Coding region: 51-833 (260 amino acids)
Biological process (GO): dolichol-linked oligosaccharide biosynthetic process; protein O-linked glycosylation via mannose; GPI anchor biosynthetic process
Cellular component (GO): endoplasmic reticulum membrane
Molecular function (GO): dolichyl-phosphate beta-D-mannosyltransferase activity
Source: RefSeq, a predicted model, not a curated record
CACUUUAAAUGUUACGCAGUGUGGUUAUCUUGCCGUAGAUACACGUCGCUAUGGCAAGCCGAAAAACUUCGCACCCAAACCGGGAUAGUGAGGACAAAUACUCAAUAUUAUUACCGACCUACAACGAAAGGGAAAACCUACCCUUGAUAGUGUGGCUUCUGGUGAAAUAUUUCGGUGAAAGCGGCUAUAAGUACGAGAUAAUUGUCAUUGACGACGGAAGCCCGGAUGGGACACUGGAGGUGGCAGAGCAGUUGCAGAAAAUCUAUGGAGAGGAUAAAAUACUUCUACGGCCAAGAGCGAAGAAACUAGGCCUCGGCACUGCGUACAUACAUGGCAUGAAGCAUGCUACUGGGAACUUCAUCUUUAUCAUGGACGCAGAUCUUUCCCAUCAUCCGAAAUUCAUCCCAGAAUUUAUUGAAAAGCAGAAGGAAGGUAACUACGACCUGGUGUCUGGUACUCGUUACCAGGGGAGUGGGGGCGUAUACGGCUGGGACCUUCGCAGGAAACUCAUCAGUCGGGGAGCUAACUUUUUGUCUCAAGUGUUGUUGAGACCCGGUGCUUCAGACCUCACGGGCAGCUUCAGGCUGUAUAAGAGGGCGGUGUUGGACAGUCUGGUUGAGCGGUGCGUGUCCAAAGGUUACGUCUUUCAAAUGGAGAUGAUCGUCCGCGCCAGACAGCUCAACUACACAGUCGGAGAAGUGAGGCCCGAAUUCAUUCAUUCAUUCGUGUUUUUAUGUAUUUACCUAGUACACAUUAAGGUAUGUAGCGAUGAUAUUUCUUUAGAUUCUCCGUUUUUCAUCGGAUGUGAAAAAGCAUUAGAAAUCAGUUUUUAAACCCACUUUCAGGUUUGUGAAACAAAAAAGGUUAAUUUCACUGCUGUUUCUGCAUCCAGACGACAUUGGUCUUUGUCUAUCUUUAAAAGCACUACACUCAGACAUGUGAAUUCAUUAUGACAAUAAUGAAUGGACUCGAGAGACUACAAUACAUUUCCAUGACUUAGAGGCAGAUUUUUAUGUCCAGACACUAUGGCUGUUGGGUAAUAUGACCUGAAAAAGCUGUCUUGUGUCAUCACAUGACUUGUAGGCAGGGUUUAACAUUAAUUUCAUGGCUCACCAGCCACGAUUUUGUUGUUGGGAUUUGGGGAAACUAUGUUUUACCCAGACACCUUUGCUCAGCAUUGUAAAUGACCAUAAAGCAAGCUAAGAAAAAAACCAAAAAAAAACCCCCAAAAACCUGACUUGAAUGAACCUAACAUAUCAGGUGGGGCUAAGUGGUUCCAUCACGCCAUCCUAGAAAAGUUAUGUUCAUUGGAACGGUCGGUAUCUGAGCAACUAUUUUUACUAAGGUUAGUCAGACUAACUGAAAUAUACCUGAUGCUUAAGUCGCUUCAUGGAAUGGCCCCAGGUCUUUUUUAAAGCCAUGUCUUAUGAAUCACUAUUCCAAGUGAAGACCUGACGUCGCCCCACUCACAGAACAACACAUACUUUAUGAUACAUCUGUGAAGCAAGGGUCCAUGACUUUUCCAAAACAUAAAGAACUGACCUAAUGAUGGUGGGGCUUAAACUGUGAUGGGCUUUCAAUAUGAUUUUUAAAUAUGUUUUCAUAACAAUAAGCGAUGUAAAAACAGAGAAUCUGCCCAGAAAUAUCAUUAAGUUUUAGCUUCGCUUAACCCCUCAAGAUCUAAAUCGGAAGCCAGAGUUGUGAUUUUUACGAUGCACAUUGAAGAAAACAAAACAAUCCUCUC